Molecule: messenger RNA, 1248 nt
Organism: Benincasa hispida (wax gourd)
Lineage: Eukaryota; Viridiplantae; Streptophyta; Magnoliopsida; Cucurbitales; Cucurbitaceae
Source: RefSeq, a predicted model, not a curated record
AGAUAGAAAAGAGAGAGGAGAAAAUCAGAAGCGAGAGAGCAACAAAGGCAAAGGCUGCAAAGCGCAAAAACUUUUCUUCAGCUUAAAGCUUAAGAGAGAGAAAGAGAGAGGUCCAGAGAAUGACUUCUUCUUCUUCUUCUUCUUCUUUAUCUCUCUGCCUCUUCUUCCCACUUCCUUCUUCCCCUUCUCUUAGAUACAUUAACAUUUCCAAUUCUUUCUUCUCCCCAAACCCUAAUUUCCCACUUUUCACUUCUUCUUCUAGGCGCCGCCCUUCUCUCAAUACAUCUCUGUGGAUUCAAGGGCAUAUAAGAGGAGAUAAAGAUGGAGAUAGUAGCAUGCCUCGAAAGAAGCAUACAACACAGAUGUUUGGAUUUGGGUCUAAUGAUGAGACAGGCACUCAACUUCCAACCCAAGCCCAAUCGAUUGUGGAAGGAUCGGGAUCAGUUAUGGUGUCUGAGUUCAAACCAGUUCCUGAUGUUGAUUAUCUACAGGAGUUAUUGGCCAUUCAACAACAAGGUCCUAGAGCCAUUGGUUUCUUUGGAACACGAAAUAUGGGUUUCUUGCAUCAAGAACUCAUUGAAAUUCUUAGCUAUGCAAUGGUUAUAACGAAGAACCACAUCUACACUUCAGGAGCAUCUGGAACCAAUGCAGCAGUUAUCAGAGGUGCACUGAGGGCUGAGAAACCAGAACUGCUUACUGUCAUUUUGCCACAAAGUUUGAAAAAACAACCUCCUGAAAGCCAGGAAUUAUUAUCCAAAGUUAAGAAUGUGAUAGAGAAGCCCCACAACGAUCAUCUAUCUUUAAUAGAAGCUAGCAGGUUAUGUAAUAUGGACAUCAUUUCGCAUGUACAGCAAGUCAUUUGCUUUGCAUUUCAUGAUAGUAGGUUGCUCAUGGAAACAUGUCAAGAGGCAAAAAAUCUCCGGAAAAUUGUUACGCUUUUUUAUCUCGACUAAGAACUAGGUCGAAAUUCUGUAAAUACAUUAUUAUUUACCAGAGAUUAUUUACAUAUUUUGGCUAAUUUUGAUUGUAAAGCUGUUAUCCUUGAUCCUGCCUGCUGGUGCUCAGAGUUUCCCAAUUAUUGUGACGGUGGAAAAGAGGCCAAUUUGCCUUUCCAGAGUUUUAUGUUAGAUAGUUUUUGUUUUUAUUUUAUUAUUAUUUUUAAGGACAAAAGGGACAACCCUUCCUUUUGAAUAUGCUGUUCUAAUUGGAUUUUAGGAUUCACAUCUGAAUUCUGCUACAGUUCUUCAA